Molecule: messenger RNA, 2568 nt
Organism: Procambarus clarkii (red swamp crayfish)
Lineage: Eukaryota; Metazoa; Arthropoda; Malacostraca; Decapoda; Cambaridae
Source: RefSeq, a predicted model, not a curated record
AUGUCAGCAUGUGUCACGUGUCAGUGCAACAUGUCAGCAUGUGUCACGUGUCAGUGCAACAUGUCAGUAUGUGUCACGUGUCAGUGCAACAUGUCAGCAUGUGUCGUGUGUCAGUGCAACAUGUCAGCAUGUGUCACGUGUCAGUGCAACAUGUCAGCAUGUGUCAUGUGUCAGUGCAACAUGUCAGUAUGUGUCACGUGUCAGUGCAACAUGUCAGCAUGUGUCGUGUGUCAGUGCAACAUGUCAGCAUGUGUCGUGUGUCAGUGCAACAUGUCAGUAUGUGUCGUGUGUCAGUGCAACAUGUCAGUAUGUGUAGUGUGUCAGUGCAACAUGUCAGUAUGUGUCGUGUGUCAGUGCAACAUGUCAGCAUGUGUCGUGUGUCAGUGCAACAUGUCAGUAUGUGUCGUGUGUCAGUGCAACAUGUCAGUAUGUGUCGUGUGUCAGUGCAACAUGUCAGUAUGUGUCGUGUGUCAGUGCAACAUGUCAGCAUGUGUCACGUGUCAGUGCAACAUGUCAGUAUGUGUCGUGUGUCAGUGCAACAUGUCAUCAUGUGUCGUGUGUCAGUGCAACAUGUCAGCAUGUGUCAUGUGUCAGUGCAACAUGUCAGUAUGUGUCGUGUGUCAGUGCAACAUGUCAUCAUGUGUCAUGUGUCAGUGCAACAUGUCAUCAUGUGUCGUGUGUCAGUGCAACAUGUCAGCAUGUGUCGUGUGUCAGUGCAACAUGUCAGUAUGUGUCACGUGUCAGUGCAACAUGUCAGCAUGUGUCGUGUGUCAGUGCAACAUGUCAGUAUGUGUCACGUGUCAGUGCAACAUGUCAGCAUGUGUCGUGUGUCAGUGCUACAUGUCAGUAUGUGUCACGUGUCAGUGCAACAUGUCAGCAUGUGUCGUGUGUCAGUGCUACAUGUCAGCAUGUGUCACGUGUCAGUGCAACAUGUCAGCAUGUGUCGUGUGUCAGUGCAACAUGUCAGCAUGUGUCGUGUGUCAGUGCAACAUGUCAGCAUGUGUCACGUGUCAGUGCAACAUGUCAGUAUGUGUCGUGUGUCAGUGCAACAUGUCAGCAUGUGUCGUGUGUCAGUGCAACAUGUCAGCAUGUGUCGUGUGUCAGUGCUACAUGUCAGUAUGUGUCACGUGUCAGUGCAACAUGUCAGCAUGUGUCGUGUGUCAGUGCUACAUGUCAGCAUGUGUCACGUGUCAGUGCAACAUGUCAGCAUGUGUCGUGUGUCAGUGCAACAUGUCAGCAUGUGUCACGUGUCAGUGCAACAUGUCAACAUGUGUCACGUGUCAGUGCAACAUGUCAUCAUGUGUCGUGUGUCAGUGCAACAUGUCAGCAUGUGUCAUGUGUCAGUGCAACAUGUGCCAUGGGUCGCCUGGGUCCCUGCGGUGUGAGUGCCUGCCGGGGUGGUCGGGGCCAGGCUGUGUCACGCCCACCACGCCCACUACUUUCCUCCACAACAGUUACGUGAAGCUGGCCCUCUCCUUCACGCCCCUCGGCUACUCCACCACCAUCUCCCUCAGGUUCAGGACGCGGAGGAGAGGAGGAGAACUAGUGGUGGUGACGUCACAACAUGGGCGGGACAUGUGGGCGGUGGAGAUGGUGGGCGGCCGCGUGUGUGUGGUGCUGCGUCUCCCCCCGCGACCCCCCACCUCCCUCUGUCUCUCUCGGGCCGCCCUCGCUGACGGCCGCUGGCACUCUCUCCUUGCUGCAAGGUACGGCUCUGCGGUCUUCCUGACGGCUGACGACGGCGACGGGGACCUGUACAACGCCUCGGUGGUGCUGGAGGGACGCCAGCUGCUGCAGGUGGACGGCCAGGAGGGCGUCCACGUGGGAGGCACGCCCGAGUAUGCUGGAGUCACCGUGUUCAACAUACACAGAGACUAUUACAAUGGAUGUAUGGACGACCUGAGGAUCUCCGGGCGGAGGAUACCACUACCGCCAGCGGUCAACAGAACAGCCUGGGGUCUGGCCAGCGUGUUCCAGGGCGUCGAGCCAGGGUGUGGUGGUCCUCCUGCCUGUGCCAACGUCUCCUGCAGGCCCCCGCUCUCCUGCGUCGACACCUGGAGGUCCUACCAUUGCGGGUGUGGUGAGGGCCGGGCGCUGAGCAGUAGUGAGGAGACGUGUGAGGACGAGGACGAGUGUGUAUGGCGUCCUUGUCUUAACGGAGGCACCUGCUUCAACACCCAGCCAGGCUUCAUGUGUGCGUGUCCGGCGGGGUUCAGCGGACAACACUGUCACCUGCCGGACGUGGGGGAGACUUCACUAAAACUGCCGCUCGGGAUCCUCGUGACCAUUGUCGUCUGGUGCACAUUUCUCCUGCUGCUGAUCUGCGCCUUUCUGCUGCAUCAGCACCACCGCCGGUCGGCGCUGCGCAGAGACGCCGCCGACAACAAGGAAGACGCCGUCAGUUAUAAGCAACAGGUUUCUCCGCCUUGCAACCACACACCCAACCUGCUGGAGCUGCAGCUCUCGACGCCGCCCAAAGCCAACGGUCAACCAGCCUGGACCAAGAACCCCAACAUAGCAGGUAUGUGGCCGUCCCCCUACCAGCUUGGACCAAGAACCCCAACAUAG